AUGAAAGAGAGCGUGUUUAAACAAGCGAUAGUGGUUAGUUUAGUGGUGGUGUUGUUUUCUAUCACCGCACAGACGUCGGCCGCAACCGGCAGUGGUUCGAAUGAAUCUAAAUUCGUGCCCACCAGCGAAUGGCAGGAGAUCAAGGAAGGCCAAUCGAUCCCGGAAGGAUUGCAUGUACGGAUAAAUCUAACCAGCGGCAAAAAGGAAGCCAAACUACUAGACAAAGAGGAUGGUGGUGAAGGGGAUUCAUCGUCGCUUUCGAUGGUGCCGGGAGAGAAGGUAAAGGACCAUCAAGUACCCGGUACGGGGGCAAGCAACACCGAUACCGUAGCUGGCAUGAAACUGGAAGCGCUGAGAGAAGCACUCAAAGACAUUCCAGCCAACGAGUACGAGGAGGAACCGCUGGAGGAAUCGGGACGCGCUCGGUUUAAAAGUUACGAACAGAUUAAGCAAGAGCUCAAAGACUCCAACGUGGAGCUGAAAAGCGACAGUGAAAUUAUGACCGAUUUGUUUGGCCGCUUUGAGGAAGUGCUUAAGAAAACUUCCACCACUGACCGGCAAGAGUUGGAUGCUCUUUUUGAGGAUCUCGAAUAUCUAUCACAUCAAAUCGAUAACGCACUACAGUUCAUUGAUCGUGGCGGUGUGGAGAAAAUCAUCUGGCCCAGCAUAAACCGUACCGAGGAUAGUGUAACACGCACGAAAGCCCUCCAACUACUGGGCACGAUCGUACAGAACAAUCCCAAAGCAAAGGUCGCACUAAUCGAGCGUAAUGGCGGUACGAACCUGCUCACGGCACUUGGACGCGCUUCGACGACGGACGAAAUUUCUGCCGCACUGUACGCGUUCGGCAGCCUGGUACGAAAAUUCCCAUUUGCCCAGAAGCAACUGCUAACACCGCACGGGUACAGCGUGCUGUAUGGUGUGUGGGAAAAGAAGGUCGAGCUGAAGGUUAAGGUGAAGGUGCUGCAACUGGUUGCGGACGUGCUGGAGGAUUAUCAGAGCGCAACCGAUGGAGGAGAAAGUGACCCAACGACGGCAGAACAGUACCGUUCGACCAAGCUGAUCGAUGGAUUACAACGGACCGAAUUUUGUCACCAUGCGAGGGAAUUCUUUCACCAACAUAAAGCGGCACUCAUACCGGAAGACAACCUGACCGAUGACACGGUAAAGGCACUGAAAGUGUGCAAACAGCUGUGCCAGGAAACGUGGUCCCAGUGUCCACUGUUUCGGCAUACGUUACUAGUGUUGCGAAACAAUCUAGAUCACCGAUUAGACGAGGAUAGUGAAUUGGCUGACUAUAGGAAGGAGAUUAAGUGUAGCAUCGAUGACUUAAUUGUGGAACUGUACGGUAAACCGAAAGAUGAACUGUGAGAAGGGAGAGCGGAACAAAAUUAGAAA
Molecule: messenger RNA, 1398 nt
Organism: Anopheles maculipalpis
Lineage: Eukaryota; Metazoa; Arthropoda; Insecta; Diptera; Culicidae
Gene: Sil1
Product: nucleotide exchange factor Sil1
Exons: 1
Coding region: 1-1371 (456 amino acids)
Source: RefSeq, a predicted model, not a curated record